GUUACAAAGCAGGAUAGUGGUGCCAGCAACCGGCUGGAGGAACGAUGGUUACUGAGGACUGACUUAACGCCGGGCGGUGCAGCUGAGGCACGUCCGACCAACAUAGAGAGAGAGACAUUUUCAACCUCCUGAACUAAAAUCACCGGCACUACCUCCUUCAGCGGCACUCAUCUACACAAUGUCCAGGGAAUUUAAUCAGCAAACUACUGCGAAUGAUGGGAUGCCAGCUGUGAAACUGGAUCUUGGGGCAAUGGUAAUCAAAUAAAGUUGUUAGGCGGAUCAUGGCAGAGGCGGUAAACACAGGAAGCGACUGUGGAAGCGCUCCGCAUGAAGUGAGCUUAUCGUUUCCCAGCGAGGAAUACGAGUGCAAAAUAUGCUACAACUACUUCGACGCGGACCGCCACAAACCCAAAUUAUUGGGGUGCUCGCACACCUUCUGCCUGGAGUGUCUGGACAGUCUCCACUUCCGGGAGGGUAGAGGAUGGAGAAUCGGGUGCCCCCUCUGUCGUCAUCGCACUCCCGUCCCGGAAUAUCGGGUCCACAACCUCCCCGACAACACCACGGUGGCUGAUGCGCUCCCGAUAAACAUUAAGCUGGCGCGGCACAUUGACGAGCUGGUGAACACGCAAAAUACAGAUGUGGGUCUUUCUGUCUCCUCGACCUCACAGGACAGCAACGAGAGCUGCCACACUUGCAGACAAGUCGCUCUGAUCACGGGUUGUGUGUGCGCCACCUUCUGUUUCCUCUCCAUGUUAGUCCUGCUAUUUCUGGGCCUCGUCUUUGUGCAUAACUUCAACAAUACCCCGCUGCCCGUCGGCGCUAUCUGUUUGUCUGUGGCCAGCAUCCUCGCCCUGUUCUCCGCUAUUCUCACUUGGUGUGUUUGCCUCCUGAUAAACCGACCCGAAUCUGAGUCAAGGCAUUUAAGUGCCCCCUCCUCUAAUGUCAGCAGGGGGAAUGCGAUGUAACAACCUGACUGUACAUCAACAGAUAUUAUAGGGUUGCAUAUCCAGUCUAAUUGUAAAAGUUUAAAGGGAAAUUUUCCCUGAAAUAUAUUUCGUGUCUAGUGAGCCAGAUCAGACAGUAUUUGUGAACUUGGAUUCAAAUGGCUGCUAAAUAAACCAGAGCAUGAAAUGAGCUGAUCACUAUAGGGACACCUGGACCAGCUCCAGUGACGUUAUGAACAGGCAUAUCUUUGGCUCUCACAUUUAAAUGAGCUGCAAAAUGUGGCCACAUUCCAGUAAAGACAUUACUAUGAUCUAUUGUGCCGUUUCAGGUGGUAUCACAAGUUAAGAGUUUUGUCUUCUUUCAAGCUUUCAAGGAGUUCAUGGCCACAAAUCUAGACCAAGCUGUUCAAGAUCAUUCAUCAUUCAUUUGGAGAAUCUCAGCCAGGUCUCUGAAACUGAUAGACUUUGAUUUUUCUCAAUGCCUUGUGCAUUUUGUAACUUGCACUUUUGCCCCUUUUAAAGGCUGUAUGGACUCAGUGGCUAGAGCAUGUCUGUAUGACACUGUUGGUCACAGGUGAUUGUUGAAGUCUAUUGUGUAUUGCUGGUUGUCUGUGUAAAAAUUCAACAACAUCUGCAACAGUUAAAGAAUAAAUAUACCACGAUCAGAUAAACUAAAUGGUACUGUGUAUAGGACUUACAGUCUGAACUAUAAGUCUAAAUAUUUCUUUUGCAGAAUUUAAAUUUGGUUUAUGGUGGGAUUUGCAAACCUGCUUUCAAAUAUGACCUGUUAAAGUAUCAUCUGCUUGGAAAAGAUUUUGUCACCAAGAUGGAGUUGAGUAGUGUCAAACCUAGGCAAGGGUAAUACAGCUAAAUGAAACCUCACCUGCUAUUACCUUUUAGCAGUAUACUGUGUUUUACUGUGUAAAACCUCUGCAAUGUUUCCACAAACCAAAAUCUCCCCAGUAAUAUAAACUAUGAGAGAAAUGUU
This is a messenger RNA of Myripristis murdjan (pinecone soldierfish), 1932 nucleotides long. RefSeq lists its product as uncharacterized. The record is from RefSeq and is a predicted model, not a curated record. Lineage: Eukaryota; Metazoa; Chordata; Actinopteri; Holocentriformes; Holocentridae. Bases 282 to 965 code for a protein of 227 amino acids. Gene Ontology annotation, biological process: protein ubiquitination. Gene Ontology annotation, molecular function: ubiquitin protein ligase activity. The transcript has a single exon.